Xenia sp. Carnegie-2017 is the source of this 1440-nucleotide messenger RNA. Its product is annotated as MYG1 exonuclease-like. Gene Ontology annotation, cellular component: nucleus; cytoplasm. The transcript has 8 exons. Bases 198 to 1211 code for a protein of 337 amino acids. Lineage: Eukaryota; Metazoa; Cnidaria; Anthozoa; Malacalcyonacea; Xeniidae. The record is from RefSeq and is a predicted model, not a curated record.
CAGACCACAGACUAUCCUCAUGGUUAUUAGUGGGUCCUCUGGUGGUACUUGUACGUCUUUUGGCGCGAAAUUUCGAUCACGCGGAAGCGGAUGUUUCGCAACCAUUCACAACAAACGAAAUUAAGGUCUUAUUACUCCUAUAUGAAAGAUACAUCAAAGGAAUUUCUUCUAUUCAGUUACUAACUUCCAUUGUACAAAUGGCAACUGAGCCCCUCACCAAAAAGCUAAAUUGUCAUAAGAUAAUUGGAACACAUAAUGGUACUUUUCACUGUGAUGAAGUACUGGCUUGUUCAAUGUUAAAAUUGCUACCCAUCUAUAGCAAUGCUAAGAUUGUACGAACAAGAGAUGAGAACAUUUUAAAAUCAUGUGAUAUUGUGGUUGAUGUUGGUGGUACAUAUGACCCUUCGUUAAAUAGAUUUGAUCAUCAUCAAAGGAGUUUUUCUGGUACAAUGAGUUCACUUGGUGGAUUAAAAUAUGACAUCAAAUUAAGUAGUGCUGGCUUAAUUUACCUGCACUAUGGUAAAGAUAUAAUUGCGCAGGUGAUGAAACUUGUUGAAGAUGAUGAUAUGGUUGAACUUGUGUACACCAAGGUCUAUGAAAGCUUUAUUCAAGAAAUUGAUGCUAUUGAUAAUGGUAUUAAUCAAUAUGAUGGUGAACCAAGAUACUCCAUUUCAACCAAUAUCAGUGCAAGAGUGAGUUCCCUUAACCCCAAAUGGAAUGAGAAAAAUCCAGACUCAGAGGCAGGUUUUUUCAAAGCGAUGAAAAUGGUGGAAAACGAGUUUAUAGAAACGGUGACUUACUUCAAAGAUGUUUGGCUUCCAGCAAGAACGAUAGUUGAAAAAGCAAUCGUAAAAAGACACGAGCUUGAUGCGAGUGGUGAAGUUAUAUAUAUUGACGAAGGUUGUCCUUGGAAAGAUCACUUGUUUGACCUAGAGAACAAACAUAACAUCUGUGUACCCAUAAAGUUUGCAAUAUUUACUGAUCAAAAUGGAAAAUGGCGUGUUCAGUGUGUUCCCAUCGCUACUAAAUCAUUUGAGAACAGGUUAAGUUUACUGGAAGAAUGGCGCGGUCUCCGUGAUGAAGAAUUAUGUAGAGUGAGUGGCAUACCUGAAUGUAUCUUCGUACAUGCGUCGGGUUUUAUCGGUGGAAACGAAACCAAAGAAGGGGCAUUGGAGAUGGCAAGAGCAACAUUACGUCAAUCUCCUCCAUAGAUCAUUUAAAGGACCAUGGAAAGAAAGGUUUUUAGCACGCGCAAAGCAAUUAACAAUAUAAUAGAACAUCAGCAUUAAAAUAUAACGUACAUACUUUCCUGCCUUAUGCAAUCUUCAGACUUUGAUAAUAUAGAAUGUUAACAUCCUCGUAGUUUACACUAAAUUACCGCAUUGAUGUAAUGUCUUCUCUACGAAUCUCUGAAUCAAGAAAUAUUUUCGAUAACUUCAA